AAAAUUUCCACAUCUUCGGCAGCAGACGCGCGUCUUUUUUUACGAGUGGUUUUUUCAUCAUUAUAUGUGAAAGUUGCCAUUAAAAUCAAUUAUAAAUUCAAGCAGAAACACGUUUUUGAGCAGACAUAAUAGAAAUCUGACAUGGACCGACGCCUGAGACGCCCGCGUCGCGAUGAGACUGCAGCCGCUCCUGUUGCCUCCACACAGCCGAGCCUUCUGCCCGUUACCCGGCGGGCUGGCUCACUGGCAGCUGCAGCCGCCAGUGGCCCUGCGACCCGAACACGUGUCUCGCCCUCGCGCAACAAGGCCAUACAACCGAUCCCAGAAUUAGAGGUGGGACCACGCACAAGGCGCUCCAGCCGACCUCGCUCCUCGGUUGGACCGUUAACUUCAUCUCUGCACGGCAAGACAUCGAUCAAGUCGCCAACACCCAUCAGAGAGGUUCCUGAGGAAUCAGCGCCCGUGCGGCAAGCGACAAGCAAUUUGCCCAUGACCCUCACCACCAAUACCGCCAGCCGGGCACCCAACAAAUCCUUCAACACCAGCUCCGUGAAUAGCAGCGCGGUGAAAACAUACAGCAGCAGCAGCACAAUUACGGAACACAUUGAAAUACGCAGCGAAGGCGGGGGCGAAGUGGAUAUGAACGCUUUACGCAAACGGAUCACAGAGGGAUUGCGGCGAUCCGUGUCGAAGACCUUUUCGAAUUUGGGCGGAACCAAAGCGACCAACACAGAGGAUGGCAGUCGCUACAGUAGAAGUUUGUCGCGAUCGGUAUACGAGGAUGAGAAGUCAUCGAAGCAGAGCUACUCCACGGGGGAGGAGGAUCUGUACGAGGAGGAUGAACAGGAGGAGGACGAGUUCCGCAGCUUCAAUGACACACGACAAUCGACCAAUCUGGGCGAAACCUCGUGUCGCCAGAUGAAGUCGCCCGAGGAGUUUGGCGGCCGGCUGGGAGCCUUCCUGCUGCUGCUUUUGGUGCCCUUUUGUGUCUACUAUCUCACAUGGAGCUGCGCGGCGCGCAACGCUUGCCAAUUCAAGAAUGUCAAUCUAGCAGUUCUGAUCGACUGGAACUAUCUGUCGCGCCAGGUGUUCCAGGUCCGAGUGGUGGGCUCCUAUGUGGCAUACCAAGUGGCUGUCUUCCUGCUGGUGGCCCUGUUGCCGGGACGGCGUGUGCAUCUCACCCGGGAAACCUACAAAUUCAACUCGUUGGCCGUGGCUUUGGUGCUGAUUAUUGCCGGUGGCUAUGCCGAGUAUAGGAAGUAUCCCGUCGUCAGCUAUAUAUUGCGUCACUAUCUGCGCUUCUGCAUCUUUGGGAUUGUGAGUGCCUUCGUGGCGGCUGCCUGGAGCUAUUGGCGCGUGGACACUGCCAAGUACAAUGUGCUCAGGCACAAUGUGUCGAACGAAUACGGCCGCACCGGGAGCUUUGUGGUUGAUUUUGCCCUCGGCAGGCAGCUGAACCCCAAGUGGAUGGGACGAGUGGACUGGAAGCAAUACUACUAUCGUCUGUCCUUGAUCAGCACCCUGCUGUAUGCAACAUGUUACAUCUACCAGACCCUGCAGUGGCCCAAGCCGCAUCCCAUGUCGGACGGAAUUACCCUGGCGAAAUAUUACUUCAACAACAUUCAGUACGAUCCGGGCACUUUGCUCUCGGCCAGCUGCCUGAUGCUCUACGUACUCGACGCUAUUGUCUUUGAGCAUCAUUUGAGCUCGUCCUUCGAGCUGCAGUACGAGGGCUACGGCAGUCUCCUGCUGCUGCGCUAUGCGUCCACACCCUACCUGCUGACAGCCGUGACGAAAUACUUUUACGAUCAGCGUGUGCCCAUCACCUGCUGGUAUGCGCCCAUCGGAGUGGUCGCCCUGCUGCUGCUCGGCCUCUGCGUGAAGCGCUUCAGCAGCGCCUACAAGUACAAGUACAGGCUUAACUCGCAGAGCCCCAUCUUUGCCAACAUCGAGACGAUUCACACCUUCCAGGGCAAUCGAAUUCUGUUGACCGGCCUCUGGGGCCAUGUGCGUCAGCCCAACUACUUGGGCGACAUCAUUGCAUUGGUGGCUCUGGCCACUCCCAUGGCGCUGCGUCUGGCCUGGCCCCCAGUCCUGGGCCUGGGACUGCUCAUCCUGGUGCUGCUGCACCGCACAACACGCUCGAAUGCCCGCAACCAUGCGCGCUACCACUCUGCAUGGAAUCGCUACUGCGCCCGGGUGCGGUACUCCAUUCUGCCGAAGAUCUUCUAAGAUAUCCCAUUCUAUAGUUUAUUUUCAGUUCAGUUUUCGAGUUUAUUUUUAUUUCUGUGACCAUUUUGGCUUUGUUUUAUUUUAUGUUUCGAAUUGUAUAUAUCAAUACUCGUGCAUCAAUUUACCACAACCACAACACCAUCUCUCAUUGAUUUUAGUACAAAAUUUGAUUAUAUUUUCACCAACGGACAAUUAACACAACUACAUUUAAACUUAAAUAAGCUUAGUUAAGCUCAUAUAAUAGUAGCUAUACGAACAUUUAUAUGUACAAUAGGCUGUACGCUUAAGAUUAAGACACCAUAUUGACUACUCUCUGUAUAAAACAUACUUACACUUGUAGCAAUUACUUUAUAUAUUUAAAUAUCAAUUAAAUAAAUCCUUAGUUUCUAUACUAUA
Molecule: messenger RNA, 2628 nt
Organism: Drosophila guanche
Lineage: Eukaryota; Metazoa; Arthropoda; Insecta; Diptera; Drosophilidae
Gene: LBR
Product: lamin-B receptor
Exons: 3
Coding region: 142-2232 (696 amino acids)
Biological process (GO): sterol biosynthetic process
Cellular component (GO): endoplasmic reticulum membrane; nuclear inner membrane
Molecular function (GO): oxidoreductase activity, acting on the CH-CH group of donors, NAD or NADP as acceptor
Source: RefSeq, a predicted model, not a curated record